Molecule: messenger RNA, 2638 nt
Organism: Suillus clintonianus
Lineage: Eukaryota; Fungi; Basidiomycota; Agaricomycetes; Boletales; Suillaceae
Product: alpha beta-hydrolase
Exons: 9
Coding region: 255-2447 (730 amino acids)
Biological process (GO): proteolysis
Molecular function (GO): serine-type endopeptidase activity
Source: RefSeq, a predicted model, not a curated record
CACCACGGUGCCAAAACUAGCAGACCGGAAUGACUGUCUUCCUUCUAUCAAGGGUCUGACUCUAUGGGAGACUACCACCAUGGCACCUCGUGAUAUAGCUGUUAUCAUUGCAAAUGGGCAAGGGCGCCCUUCUGGAUCACGCGUGACAAAGCGUCAAUUCGAACGCAUGGUCGUUGACUAUACAUAUCCCCCUUCAACGAUAUAAGUACAAGUUAUCUAUCACUACAAUCAGCAGUACCACGCUUGCGAUCGAGAUGGCUACACCUGUCGACUAUGGCGAUUUGGAGUUCACUAGACCUGCUAGGCAGAUCAAGGCCGUAAACCUGCCCGCGGUGCCCCAGCGCAUCUUCGAUGGUAUGAAGCAGUAUGAAGAUGCUGCUCGAGGCUAUGGUACCCCAGGUUUUGAGCGGACAACCAAGGAUGCCAAUGGCAGAGAAGUUCCAGGAGGCGUCAUUGUCUCACACAGACCUGCAAAUGCCCAAGUCACUCAGCUGUAUCGCAUGUCCACAGAUCCUUCUAGUACUGAGCUCAACCGGCUCACCUACUUUGAUGUUGGUUCUGGCAGGACCAUAUCAGCGUUCUGUGGAAUUCUUGAGGAGGACUGGCGGGGUGUGCGCAGGCGCGGAGGUGCCAUCAUGGUCAUGGAUCUCACCGGAAAUGAACACUUCCAACUAUGGCGUUACUGGGAGGAUUCUCUUGCUGAUCAAGUUCUUCCAAAGAUACAAGAAGAGCUGGAUAAUGCACCUAGCCUGGGACGCAUUGAGAGACUAACCCACGACGACUAUAGAUACAGUUCAGUUUUGAUAUCCCAGUCAAAUAAGUUUAUGGCCUUUUCGUCGAAUAAAGAGAACAACAAGGAUACCCUGGUGUAUGUUUCCAGGCUCACGGACUCUAACACGGGCGCAAAGCCAGAUGCCUCUCCCUUCACUCUGCCCUCACGUUUAGUCGCACCAACCACCGGAGAAGGAACGACUGUGUAUCACCCACAGAGCUUCUCCCUUGACGAAAAGUACUUGUUGGUCAUAAGAACUUAUGGUUCGAGCUACAAUGCUAUAUACGUCGUCGACAUCUCUGGCGAACAGGCGUUAGCUCCAAAGCUAAUCGAGUUUCCAGGAGCGACAGAGAAAGCAGAAAGUACCGCGUUCGACAAUGCCUCAUUCUCCCGCGACGUUAAUCUACCCCACUUGUUCUACUGCACCACGAAUGGCUAUGGUGAUUUUGCCUCAAUCGUCACUUAUGACCUUGACACGGGGUCUGUCAUCCACAUCACCACCUCCAGCGCCGGAAUUCAAGCCAUACGACCAAUUUUGUGGGAAAUUCAGAACCUCGAGGUUACCAGCGACAAUAUUGUGUUUACCGUCAAUGUCGAGGGGUGGACUUCCCUCUUUUUCAUGCCGCUGUCCGGUUCUCACAAGAACACUGUGAUCGAGGUCAAGGUUGCCUGGGAAAGGGGUUGGCUCACCUUCCACACGAAUGACUCCAACGGCAAGCCGUACGAACUGACGCUGCAACUCACGUCAUACCACUCAAGAGGGCGCGUCGCUUACUUGGAUCUUAUUCCAUUGUUGGGCGAUGUCAAGAAAGAUGAAAAGGGUCAUGCCUACGUACUCGCUUCAGUCUUACCCUACGCACAGGCAGUGCCACCUACGGUGGCACAUGAAGUCCCGCCUACGCUCAUCAGAUACAAGAGUUUCGAUGGCUUGGAGAUCCCUGCCAUCUAUUACCACCCGGCUGGUCAAUCGGUGACAUCCGUCGUUAUUAACAUUCACGGUGGCCCAGCAUCUCAAGCUACCGCCAAUUACCGCACGCCUACGCAUAGUUACUUAUUGAACGAGUUGAAAAUUGCUGUUAUCUACCCCAAUGUGCGCGGAAGUUCGGGAUAUGGAAAGACGUACAUGGCCGCGGAUGAUGUGCUGAAACGCGAAGAUUCUGUCAAAGAUAUCGGAGCGUUGCUUGACCACAUCACGUCCAACAUGCAGAAUGAAUUGGAUUCAUCCCGCAUUGCUGUAGCUGGCGGAUCCUAUGGUGGAUACAUGUGCUUGGCGACUCUGACACAUUACUCCUCGAAGCUCGUCUGCGGUAUUGAAAACUUUGGAAUCUCGCACUGGCCUUCGUUCCUGGAGAACACCGCGGCUGUCCGGCGUGCGAAUCGGAGACUCGAGUAUGGCGAUGAGACCAUCCCAGAAAUCAGAGCGUUCCUUGAAAGGAUCUCGCCGAUCAACCACAUCUCGAAGAUCACGGUACCCCUCCUGAUCACCCAUGGCGAGAACGAUAGUCGAGUAACUGUGCAUGAAGCUGUUAGCUUGUACAAAACUUUGUCAAAGAAUGUGCAUACCGAACUCAUCAUAUGCGAAAUGGAGGGUCAUGGAUACAAACAGAAGAGCGUGAUCGAGUUCACUAACGCUGCUGACAUCUUAUUCCUGGAAAGAUUCCUCUUUUCUAAGUAGAAUAUAUGGACUUGGCCACGCCUGGACCUGUGUACUGCACUGCAGAAAAUGUAGGUUUUGUGUUUGUUCGUGCAAAAAUGCAGGAAUGUGAGGGCUGCAGCAGUCACUGCAAAAACGACAAAAUAAACCGCAUGCGGAAAGGGUAGGGUUAGGGCCUGUAUACGGACACAAAGCGUAGUACAGAAAUAUAA